Messenger RNA from Amphimedon queenslandica, 883 nucleotides. RefSeq lists its product as uncharacterized. The record is from RefSeq and is a predicted model, not a curated record. Bases 35 to 733 code for a protein of 232 amino acids. The transcript has 5 exons. NCBI's taxonomy places the organism in Eukaryota, Metazoa, Porifera, Demospongiae, Haplosclerida, Niphatidae.
GGUAGUGGGUGUGGCUACUAAGGAGACGCUCUUAAUGGCUGAAGGUGGAGGAGAUUGUGUUGGUGAUCUUCUCUCCCAGUUCCGUUGUCUGGGGACUACAGACCGUGAAGUAUUGAUAAAGGAGCUUCAUUCUAUACUGGGGGGAACUGUCACCAGAGACCAAUGUAUCUUUGUACUGGAAAUGACUAGUUGGAAUUUACAGAGUGCUGUUGGAGCCUAUUAUGAUUACUUGAGUCGUCCUUCAUUACUGGAUAUGAACAUUGAGGGAUCUCUCAUUGAUCCUCCUGGACCAAUCACCACUGGAAAACAAUUCUACUGUGUAUGGACAGUUAUUAAUACUGGUACAGAUUCAUGGCCUUCUGGUGUACGGCUAGUGCAUUCCUGUGGUCAUCAGUUUGAAGGUAUUUUCGAAGGACCUAUUGACAGCCUGAGACCAAAGGAAAAGCGUCCAAUAACAGUAGCACUGAAGGCUCCUCCUGUCCCUGGGGAGUAUAAAGCAGAAUGGAGACUAGUGGAUUUGGAGGGAAGAUACUUUGGAGAAGUAUUGAGGUUAGAGUUACUAGUGACUGAUUUGAAUGGAGUUGCUUCUUUAACUGAACAAUUAUCAGUACUGAACACAACAGGGACUGGAUCGAUUGGUGGAGUGCAUAAUGUUAUAUCAACUGGUGAUGAUGUCAUUAAUAGUAAUGAUAAUUGGAAUGAAGGAGGAGGAGGAGGAGGUGAAAUGAAUUGAUGUUUCUUUAUUCAGAAGAAUAUAGUGUAAAUAUUAUUAUUAUUGCAUCACACACAUUUUUAAAAAUCACAUAACCAAUUUUUUAUUUUCUUUAAUUUUGUUAAAAUAAUCACUACAAAAGAAUACAGUCACAUUGUAGCUUCCUAUGAA